Molecule: messenger RNA, 1585 nt
Organism: Amphimedon queenslandica
Lineage: Eukaryota; Metazoa; Porifera; Demospongiae; Haplosclerida; Niphatidae
Product: neurofilament medium polypeptide-like
Exons: 8
Coding region: 83-1507 (474 amino acids)
Cellular component (GO): cytoplasm
Molecular function (GO): dCMP deaminase activity
Source: RefSeq, a predicted model, not a curated record
CAAAAAAAUUAAAGAUGAAAAAAAAAUUAAAAAAGAAGAGGAAGAGUACAAUAAAAUAAUCAAAAAAAUAAAUAAUGAAGCAAUGAAUAAGACAGAGGAAGAAAUUAUUCAAAAUGAAGAAAGAUUAAAGAGACUAUGUGACAAAGCAAAAGAGCUAAAUGAAGAAAUAGAUGAAGCAAAAAAGUUAAAAGCUGAAGCUCAUGAUGUAAAAGAAACAUUAAAAUUACGAACAGAGAAUGUUAAAAGAAUAUUAAAAGAAGCUACAGAGAAAGAUACAAUAGAAAGAAUACAAGCUGAAGUAAGAGAGUUUAAAAUAAAAAGGAGUAAACAAUGGGAUGAAUAUUACAUGAAGAUAGCCUGUUUAGCUGCUUUAAGAAGUAAAGAUCCAAGCACACCAGUUGGUGCUUGUAUUGUCGACACUAAAUCUUAUCAAAUAGUUGGGAUUGGAUACAACUCAAUGCCUUCAGUUAAAGGAAGAAGUAAUAAUGACAAAAUUUUUUCAUGGAAAGGAUUAUCAGAGAAUGCAAGCCAAAAACUAAAAGAAAAAAAAGACAAAGAUUCAAAACUCAAAUAUCCUUUUGUUGUUCAUGCAGCCGUUAAUGCUAUUACAAAUAGGACCAAAGAUAAACUUGAUGGUUGUACAAUAUACGUAACACUAAAACCUGAUGAAGAUUGUGCUCGUGCAAUACAACUAGCUGGAAUAAAAGAAGUAGUUUACUGCAUGGUCACAAGAAAAGAGGAAAGAGAAAAAGAAUCAGACAUAAAGACAGCAGAGACAUUUUUUGGAGCUAAUACAAUUGAAACAAGAAAGCUGCCAAUAUCAAAUAAAGAUGGAGUGGCAAAAAAACUUAAUGACAGAAUAGAAGAGGCAAAGGAGUUACACAGAAAACAACACCUCAAGCAGCAAGGAGUUGAACAAGAAAGAGAAACCAAGCAAGGAGAAUCAGAAGGAGAACCAAAGCAAGAAGGAGAACCAGAAGAGUCAGAGCAAGAAGGAGAAACCGAGCAGCAAAAGACCAAGCAAAAAGAAGCAGAGAAAGAGUUUGAUGAUAUUAAUAUGCCAUAUAAAAAUGCCAUAACAUGGGAAGAAUUCUUCAUGGGAAUAGCAAUACUGUCAAGAAAAAAACCAAGACAAUAUGAUAGAAAACCAGAAGAUGCAGUAGGAGCAUGCAUAGUGUCACCUAGCAACCAAGUAAUGGCAGUUGGAUACAGUGGAUACCCUGAAGAUAUGAAACUCCAAGACAUUUUACAGGAAGAAGAUCAGAGAGGAUAUAUUGCACAUGCUGAAUACAAGGCAAUAAUAGGAGGACCAAUAGUUAGAGGAUGUACACUAUAUGUCACUUCAUAUCCGUGCAAUGUAUGUGCUAAACUUAUAGUACAAUCUGGCAUCAGUGAAAUAGUGUAUGAUAAAGAUGCAGGAGACAUAAAUGCUAGGAAAAUAUUAAGAUGUUGUCUUACAAGGGAGUGUGAGGUUAGAAAAGAGUUUAAAGAAAUUUUGUACAAGUGAUUAUACAAGAGAAAACAGCUUACUAUAGAAUUAAAAUCUAUAAUUAGUAAUUACAAUAAUUAAAAAAUUUAUAACUAG